AUGGCGUCAUCGAAGGUGAUGGCAUCAUCAUCGCCGGCGAAUCAGGAUCUGCAACGUCAUCAGCCAUAUGCACAUACCGUCGAUCACAAUACCAAUUUGAUUUCCAUGAAUAUGGAUGAUCUUCUCAAGAAUAUUUACGAGGAUUCGCGUCAGACGCCGGAGGAUUUACCCGCCGAUGGCGGUGGAAGGACGGUGGAUGAGGAUUGGAAGGAUAUGGUGGAUGGAAGUAGUGGUGAUCCCGAGAUGACGCUAGAGGAUUUUCUGACGAAGGCUAGAGCUGUUAGGGAGGAGGAUGUAGCGAAAUUGCCGCCAGUCUCGGAAUAUUCUGGAGUUACCGAUCCGAUUGCUUCAUUUCAAGCGGUGCCUCAGCAGCACAUGCAAUUUGGGAGCAGCGGCGGUGGGAGGGGUAAGAGGAAGGUGAUGGUGGAAGAUCCGCCGGUGGACAAGGCAACGCAGCAGAAACAGAGGAGGAUGAUCAAGAACAGAGAAUCCGCUGCAAGGUCUAGGGAGCGAAAGCAGGCUUACACAGUCGAAUUAGAGUCUCUGGUAACUCAAUUGGAAGAAGAGCAUGCGAGAUUGUUGAAGGAAGUGGAUGAACUGAACAAGGAGCGGUUUAAGCAGCUAAUGGAGAAGGUGAUGGCAGUUGAUGAGAAGAGAAAACCAGCAGCUGCAAUUAGAAGAAGUAAUUCCAUGUGAAUAAGAUUUAAAAAGCAAGGAAAAUGUAAAGAGAUAUGUAGGUGAAAGAAGCCACCAGUUGUUGUGUGUCUGCUUAAUUAAUUUCUUAGUUUAAAAACCCUCACCUCACCUCACUUAAUCCCUAUUAUAUCAUAUGUAGUAUUAACUACUUACUAAUAUUCAUUAGUAAUUUCUUUCUGUAAGGGACUGAAUUAGAUACUUCCAAAUCAAUAUGAAAAUAAUUCUACUAUGUGAAA
Molecule: messenger RNA, 932 nt
Organism: Cynara cardunculus var. scolymus (artichoke)
Lineage: Eukaryota; Viridiplantae; Streptophyta; Magnoliopsida; Asterales; Asteraceae
Product: bZIP transcription factor 12-like
Exons: 4
Coding region: 1-696 (231 amino acids)
Biological process (GO): positive regulation of DNA-templated transcription
Cellular component (GO): nucleus
Molecular function (GO): DNA-binding transcription factor activity
Source: RefSeq, a predicted model, not a curated record